Messenger RNA from Myzus persicae (green peach aphid), 3038 nucleotides. RefSeq lists its product as uncharacterized. The record is from RefSeq and is a predicted model, not a curated record. The transcript has 2 exons. Lineage: Eukaryota; Metazoa; Arthropoda; Insecta; Hemiptera; Aphididae. Bases 253 to 1116 code for a protein of 287 amino acids.
UGCGGUGGCGAUCAGUAUAACGGCGGCGGCGGCGGCGGCGGCGGUAGCUGCUGCUGCUGUUUCUGAGAGCGUGGGAUACCGAGAGACGGUCGUUGUUUUCUCCUCAACCAACGCACAUUGGGCAACGCAACUUCGGGACAGAUCCGUUGAGCAACCGUCUUCGACCCGUGCCGCCCUCACUCCACCAGCGGUUACGCAACGCGACGCGUACAUAGGCGUCCCCCUACCCACCGUACAGACAGCGCUUUGGAUAUGUGCAUGCCCGUGGACCACGGCGAUACCGCUGUCAUUUCGUACGCAGAUAUCUUCGCAGUGACGCCGGUACAACCGCUUCCGCCGACACGACCGCCGUACCAACGUCACCGCAGACUUCGACAACAGCGCCCGAUACCGUCACUGACCGUGGUCCCGGAAUCGACGGCACCGGAAGACAACGCCACGACUGUCGCCGCACCACCGAAGAGGGCACAGAGGGCUUUGCGUUGCACGUGCCACAAUACACCGGCGGCCAUGCGGUCGAGCGUGAAACGGCGCUUGACGGCCACCGACGACGUCACGUUGUCCAUCCGGCUGUUCAUCGCGCUGUCCAUCGCUAUCCUGGCAUCCAAGCUGAUCGCCGACGCCAUGUACUCGGCUAGCGUGGACGGCUCCUCGGUCACCAAUCCGCGCUCGUACAGGGCCAAGAGACAGUUACCGCCGAUCGAGCAGGGCAAUAUGGUAAUCGACAGUAUAUUUCAGAUUCCCAUCAAAACGCUCAGCGCCGUCGGGACUCUGAUUAAGACAGCCCGACCCCUGGUGCGCAGAACCCGCGAACGGAUUCAGCAGUACUACACGGGCUACCAGCAGCAAUACAGCAACGGCCAGCAGCAAUACGGCAACGGCCAGCAGCAGUAUGGCUAUGGCUUGCAGCAAUACAACAAUGGCCAGCAGUACUACACCAGCGGUCAGAAGCGCUACAGCAUCGGCCGGCAGAACUCCAACACCGAUCCUCAAUCACGUCAGUACGAUGGAGGGGAAGAGUUCGUCUACCGGCCCAAGCGGGCUUAUCAGGUGACUAAUUGGGGCAGGAACAAUCAGCCCGAGUACUGGACGCGCCGCCUGUACGGAAUUUACUGAUAUCUCCAGCGAUUUGUAACGGAAUACUAUGUGUUUCGUUAUAAAUCGAUAAUCGAAUGUCCAGCAAUAAUGACCCUCAUUAUUAUUGAGGAGGUCGCUGCCUUAAAUAUUAGUGUAAUAAUCCAGAUAACUGCGCACAUUUUGUACAUCAUCCAUUGAAAAAUUCAAAUAUAACAUUUUAAGGUUGCUAUACCUGUAUAUAAAUAUCGUGUUACGAUAAGUCACACCUUAAAUAUUUACCAUGUAUGCAUUAUUAUUAUUAGGUAUUUAAUUUGUGAGUUUUUCCUUUAACGCUGAGUUUUUUUUCCACGAUUUUUUAAGACUGUCUUGAAAAACAACUUUGCUCCAGCAGAUUACGAAUUGUUACUAUUUUUAAUUUGUCUACUGAUUUAUAACUAUGGUAAUAAUACCAAGAUCAUUUUUUUAAUCUCUUCAAAUAAUAAUUACAUUUUAAAAAUGAUUUUUUCUCAAACACAUUUCAACUUAUCAUAUUUUGUACCUUUUUAAUGGUAUCCCAUAUUAUAAUUUGUUUACGCCAAAACUCCACGCUAUUAUCAUUAUGACGUAAUGAAACUUUCAUCAAAUUAAAAUCUUUGUUGCUGUAUAGAACACUAACCAAUUAUUCUGAUCUUAAAAAUGUACAGUUUGUAUCACUCUGAUAUUGUAUACUCAUAUUCAAAAACAAAAUAAAUAGCCUGUCUAAAAACAAUAUAAAAUUUAUUUUCUCAUCCCUUUGAAAUUUAUAAAAUAAUCACGAUUCGCCAAUUUAAUGCCCAAAGUUGUAUGCAAUUAAACGAGUUUUGUAAAUGUAUUAAUUAUUAUUGGUUAGGUAUUACCCUUUGGCCAUUGCUCACAUAUCAGAAGUAUAGAUAAUAUAAUAACAAUUAAUAAAACGUGUAAAUACUAUUGUUUAUUUCUGUAUCACGGUUUUAAAAUAUGGUGACAGAAUAAUUUCUUUAACAAAAAUUAAUUAGAUUUUAAGUAUUGGUAUAAUAUUAUUAUUAUAACCGAACAUUAGUCUAAGUUUUUUGAAUACAUAAUACGUAAUUUUAAUUUUAAUAAAUUAUUGUGGUAAUGUAUAAGUUUUCCGAUUAUGACUAUAUUUUAAUAUUAUCAUGUGUUACUAAGUAAAUAUAUUAGAGUCCUUACCAGUAUAAAAUCGAAAUUUACAGCUUACUAAAAAAUUAUCGCCUACACUAUCCAUUAUUUUAAUCUUAAAAUGGUACAGUUUUGAUCACUUUUUCAAUUUUUUCAAAUAAAUAAAACAAAAUAGCAAAUACCUAUUCCGCCUUCAGAAAAAAAAAUGUUUUUUUACCAUCCCUGUACAAUUUAUGAAAAAUCACUUUAUAGUUGUUGAUCAUAAAUCAAUGUAACAGUUCUAGGUUUUACAAUUAAACUCGUUUCUUACAUUUAUAGUUGGUGCUUAAUUGUUCAUAAGUUGUGUAAUAUAUACGCUCAUACGACAUUAGUAUGUAAUAUAAUAAAAUAAGUUAAAUGUGUAAGUUCUAUAUCACCAAGUCUAGUAUGUCGACAGUGGCAUCAUCUCUAUGAUAUAAUAUGAAAUAAAAAACUAACCAUAUUAUAAGGUAUCCUAACAGAAUACCAUUAUUACAAUAUUACCUAUAAAAAGUUGUUAAUAGUAAAGAUAGAAAAAUAUAGGUGUGAGUGAACAUAUGGUUAAGGGGUUUCCAAUUAUAAAUAAGGGCCCAAAAUAAUUUUUCUUAUAUUGAUUUUAAUACAGAAUAACCUAAUAUAUAGUAUCUAACCGUAUGUCCGUUUAUUUUAAUCGAUUACAAUAAUAAAAUAUAUAAUACCAUGAAUUAAUAUAUUCACAUACACCUUAUGUGCUAUUCGUUCAUACGUUCAUAUAAAUUUAUUAUGUUACCAUUACGCAAUUAGGUUACAAUAUUACAAUUACAAUA